This is a messenger RNA of Drosophila subobscura, 650 nucleotides long. It is a transcript of the gene Cisd2, whose product is annotated as CDGSH iron-sulfur domain-containing protein 2 homolog. The transcript is spliced from 3 exons. Lineage: Eukaryota; Metazoa; Arthropoda; Insecta; Diptera; Drosophilidae. The record is from RefSeq and is a predicted model, not a curated record. Gene Ontology annotation, molecular function: 2 iron, 2 sulfur cluster binding. The coding region runs from base 62 to 460 and encodes 132 amino acids. Gene Ontology annotation, cellular component: intracellular membrane-bounded organelle; mitochondrial outer membrane. Gene Ontology annotation, biological process: regulation of autophagy.
AUAACAGGUUUUUUCAGACUCGCAGUCUACAACAUAUAAGAAGAUAUAGAAAGCCUCGAAAAUGGAGCCCAUAUCACAUCUAGUUAAAUCUACAUUACCCAACUACUUGUCCAACUUGCCGAUUCCCGACAGUAUUGGGGGCUGGUUCAAGCUAUCUUUCACGGAUUGGCUCGCUCUCAUUCCACCCACGGUUGUGGUGGCCGGGCUUGGGUACACCAGUUAUCUAGCCUUCUGCCCUGCCGCGCGAUGCAGUGACAAGAAAUCUGGCCUCUGCAACAGCUUGAUCCGCAAAAAUGAGGCUAAAGUGGUGACCAUGGUCGACGUGGAGGAUAUUGCAGAUAAAGCGGCAUUCUGCCGUUGCUGGAAAACCAAGAACUGGCCCUACUGCGAUGGCAGCCAUGCCGAGCACAACAAGGUGACGGGCGACAACGUGGGACCCAUUGUGGUCAAGAGGAAUUAAUUCCAGCGGUGCGUCGAUGAUAUUCACGUUUAGCAUUUCCUUGUUGAAAUUUUCUUCGCCCCGGAAGGGGUGGGAAUUCUUUUGUUCAAAUACUUCAAGCCCUGUCGAGCCUUUUGUAAUCGUAAGCAAUGAUUGAUAUCGAAUCAGAUCUAACCAGAAGCCAAUAAAAAUUGCCUAAUCAGAUACUAAA